AUGCGAUCUUAGUUGAACCUCAGCAGUCUGAUUACACGCCUCGAUAUGAUAUUAAGUGCUGGCUUUUCACAAUGUCGUCUCUUCAUUUUGGCAACCGUUUUGGUAGCACUCGCAGUGCUCGCGUUUAUUGGCGGCACAACAUUGGCUAGCGUAAGCAACGCUAAUUCUGCUACGACAGCGUCACGUGCAGGUUGCGCCACCUCGGAAAUGGGAAGUGCUGAAGGGCUCAUUAGUAGCCUGUUUGCUACGAUAAAUUCAGCCAAGUGUGAACUGACCCGAGCUGAUCAAUGGCCGGCGGACUUUGCGGAUCAAGUGCUCAAAAACGGUUUAGACGAGUAUGACUUCAUUAUUGUAGGGGCAGGUACAGCGGGCUCAGUGGUUGCUAGUCGGCUUACCGAAAAUCCGCGCAUUAAAGUGCUGCUGCUCGAAGCAGGUGCUGAUCCGCCGAUAGAGUCGGAGAUCUUCACAUUGAGCUCCAGGCUACAUGGCAGCAUAUAUGCAUGGACUGACUAUGCUGAACCCAACCCCAAUUGCUGUCAGGGCAUGCGGAGGGGUCGCUGCUAUUGGCCGCGAGGCAAGAUGAUUGGCGGCUCUGGUUCGAUGAGUGGAAAUAUUUUCUUGCUCGGCAAUCAACAAGAUUUUGAUCGUUGGCAGCAGUUAGGAUGCGAGGAAUGGUCGUGGGAUGAGAUGCAGUUUUUCUACGAAAAGGCAUCAAUGAAUGAGUCGUCUGCACAGCCAGUAGGCGAGUUAGUAUUGAACUAUUUUGAAUCUCUAAAAGAGCACAAUGAGCUUGCUCAGCUCAUAUUCAACGCCAGUCGCGAGCUGGGACUACCGUAUAUAUCGGAUUUGGCAAAGGGUACACGUGUUGGUUACACGAAGGCUAUACCAGCGAACAUUGCACGCGGCAGACGCAUGAGCGUAGCAAAAACUUAUUUGGGACAAGUAGCGAAUUAUCGCCAAAACCUUAAUGUUAUUAAGAACGCCUUGGUUACAAAGAUACUCUUCUCAGCAGACAAAAGCCAAGCUAUUGGCGUUGAAUUCUUGCUGAGUGGUCGCCAUCGCUUGAGCGCGCUUGUGCGCAGUGAGGUACUUAUAGCAGCUGGCGCCAUUAACUCACCUCAGCUAUUACUACUGUCCGGCAUUGGACCACGUGAGCACCUAACCGAAUUGGGUAUACCUCCGCUUGCAGAUUUGCCGGUUGGCUAUAACCUGCAAGAUCAUGGCAUGUUGCCUUUGUUAUUAAGUUUUGAACGUGAAAUUGAAACUUCACCUGGCCUCAGCGAUCCACAAAGCAUUUCUGAUUACUUUUUGCACCAAACAGGUCCACUUGCUGCUGGCGUCAGCAUUAUGGGUUUCAUCAACACUAAUGCUAGCAACAGUAGCUCAUAUCCAGACCUACAUUUGGUCUCGCACACAAUCAUACCUCCAGGUGAAGCCUAUAGCCUUCAAUUCCUGCAGCUGCGCGAUGAAAUUGUCGCUGGUAUUAUGCGUGAAGCUAGCAAUCGUAGCCUUUUGCAAAUUUACGGUUCAUUACUGCGUCCGCAAUCGCGCGGCAGGGUGCUUCUGCGCUCAGCCGAUCCUCAAGCACCUCCACGCAUAUACAACAACUAUGCCAGCGAGCGCGCUGAUCAGCUAACAUUAUUGAGUUAUGUACGCUUUGUGCAGCGUAUGUGUGCCACUACGGCAUUUAGACACUUUGGCUUGAAGUUGCUACAUGUGCCUAUUGAGGAAUGCGAUCUACUCGCAUACGACUCGGAUGCCUAUUGGCUAUGUUAUGUGAAAUUUUUGUAUAUUGGCGCUUGGCAUCCGGUGGGUACGUGUCGGAUGGGCGCCGACGCGAACCGUCAUACUGUAGUAGAUCAACGGCUUCGCGUGGGAGGUGUGAACGGGUUGCGCGUGGUGGAUGCAAGUAUAAUGCCAGCAAUAACGAGUGGUAACACCAAUGGCCCAACAACGAUUAUCGCCGAAAAGGCAGCAACUAUGAUCGAAGAGGAUUGGAAUCAAGAGCUAGCGUGAUUGUGGGUGGUGAUGAGAUUCUAAGAAUUUAGUUAGGAUACGAAUAAAAGUAUUAACAAGUAAUUUUUAAGCAAACAACAAACCCGACUUCAAUUAUGAUAUAAACAUAUAUCAUAUAUCA
Rhagoletis zephyria (snowberry fruit fly) is the source of this 2137-nucleotide messenger RNA. RefSeq names its product glucose dehydrogenase [FAD, quinone]-like. Lineage: Eukaryota; Metazoa; Arthropoda; Insecta; Diptera; Tephritidae. The record is from RefSeq and is a predicted model, not a curated record. Gene Ontology annotation, molecular function: flavin adenine dinucleotide binding; oxidoreductase activity, acting on CH-OH group of donors.